Molecule: messenger RNA, 1400 nt
Organism: Cajanus cajan (pigeon pea)
Lineage: Eukaryota; Viridiplantae; Streptophyta; Magnoliopsida; Fabales; Fabaceae
Product: putative 2-carboxy-D-arabinitol-1-phosphatase
Molecular function (GO): phosphatase activity
Source: RefSeq, a predicted model, not a curated record
CAGGAUUUUAUAAUUAUUUGAAGAAGUGAAAAGGUAGUGUAGUGGUGUUGUCUUGGUGAUAAAUAGAGCAUGAUCAGGCACGAAACAGGAGCCACAACCUCAACCUGCUACCUGCUACCUGCUACCUGCUACCUGUUGCCGUGUCUGUCUCUGUUAAGGGAAAAUGGGCACUUCAGGGGUUGUCAUGUUCACCACACACUUCUUCUCACCUCUUUCUCAAUCUCAACUUCGGACUUCGUCACGCGUUCCUCCCCGCAUUCGCUGCUCAGCUUCUUCUACUUCUGAGCUUACCCCAGAUAAACUUCCAGUUAGUACUUCUGUAACUGGUGGCGCAUAUGAUUUUGCUAAAGCAACAACAUCACUGACAAAUGAGUUAAUCUCUUCACCAAAGAGAGUGACUCUUUUAAGGCAUGGUCUUAGCACUUGGAAUUCAGAAAGUAGGAUUCAGGGAAGCUCAGAUUUGUCUAUAUUAACUGAAGUUGGGGAAGAGCAAGCAGAAAGGUGCAAGAAAGCCUUGGAAAAUAUUUACUUUGACCAGUGUUUUGCAAGUCCAAUAUCUCGUGCCAAGCAAACUGCUGAAAUUAUAUGGAAAGGGAGGGAAACGCCAUUGGUUUAUCUUGAUUCGCUUAAAGAGAUAUCUCUAUAUCACCUUGAAGGCAUGAAAAAUGUGGAUGCUAGGAAAAUAUAUCCCAAAGAGUAUACAAUCUGGAGGGAAGAUCCAGCCAGUUUUCACAUGAAUGGUAGAUAUCCUGUACGAGAUCUCUGGAUAGCUGCCAGAGAUUGCUGGAAGGAAAUGUUGUUGUCUCCUGGAGAAAGCUUUCUGGUCGUGACUCACAAAUCUAUAUUGAGGGCUUUAACUUGCACUGCUUUAGGUUUGGGCCCAGAGAGGUUUCGUUCCAUUGAUAUCAACAAUGGUGGGAUAUGUGUGUUCAACUUCAAUGUCAGAGGAGAAGCGAUGCUUGAAGCUUUAAAUAUGACGUCUCACAUGUACAGUGAUCAUGUCUAUCCUGGCUAGUGCAAACUAACAUGGGGAAGACAACGAUUAUCAUUUUAAUCGUUCAUUGAAAUAUACCACUGAAUAUUCGAUGUGGAUUUUUUCGUUUUAAACUUUUAAUUAUAUGAACUUCAGAAUCCGUGGCAAGUGGGUGGAUCCAACCAUGAAGCAGGUUCGUCAAUGCCUUUUUUGUAGCAGGGGGGUUUAACAUAUCCGAUUGAAAUGGCAACCCCCUGCCCCCUUGAUAUAAAAUAUAGAUGGAGAAAUUAAAGUAUAAUUUGUGCAAAUGAAUGAUGUUAAUUCCAACACCAGGUGUACUGAGAUUAUUCAAUCUCCUCAUUUUUUAAUAAAUAUUGUUUGACGUCGUGCAAAAUCUAGCAAACUCAUCAUUCUUAUUUCGAUAAAU